AUGGCUCAGACUAUCGCCAGAGGAUCGGGUCGAGAUGAUCAACUGGUGGAUAUCGACCAGGCCUUCCAGGACUUCAUGAGAGAUUACAGCAAGAAGUAUGAGACGGAUGAGCAGUACCAGGUUGCGAAGGCUGCUUUUUCACAAAGCGUGAGGGAAAUAGAGGAAUUGAGAGCGAAUGGCGAUAUUACUCAUGAGGUCGGCCUCAAUGAAUAUGCCGAUGUACCACCUGAAGUAUUCGAUAAAGCGUUCCAGUCUGCUACAGAUCCGCAGCUCAAGGAAAACCUGCGCUCAGUCAAUGCGACUU
Perkinsus marinus ATCC 50983 is the source of this 304-nucleotide messenger RNA. RefSeq lists its product as hypothetical. The record is from RefSeq and is a predicted model, not a curated record. The transcript has 3 exons. The annotation marks the transcript as partial. Lineage: Eukaryota; Perkinsozoa; Perkinsida; Perkinsidae.